Molecule: messenger RNA, 1401 nt
Organism: Diceros bicornis minor
Lineage: Eukaryota; Metazoa; Chordata; Mammalia; Perissodactyla; Rhinocerotidae
Gene: ST8SIA2
Product: ST8 alpha-N-acetyl-neuraminide alpha-2,8-sialyltransferase 2
Exons: 6
Coding region: 115-1242 (375 amino acids)
Biological process (GO): N-glycan processing; oligosaccharide metabolic process
Molecular function (GO): alpha-N-acetylneuraminate alpha-2,8-sialyltransferase activity
Source: RefSeq, a predicted model, not a curated record
AGCGCAGGGUGUCUGCCCCGCUGCGCGCCGCGCGCGGAGGCUCCCUGCCGCUGCGUCCUUCAGCCCCCGCUCUUCGCGCCGGCCCGCGCGGGUCCCGGCGGGCGCGAACCCACCAUGCAGCUGCAGUUCCGGAGCUGGAUGCUGGCUGCGCUCACGCUGCUCGUGGUCUUCCUCAUCUUCGCAGACAUCUCGGAGAUCGAAGAAGAAAUCGGGAAUUCUGGAGGCAGAGGUACAAUCAGAUCAGCUGUGAACAGCUUACAUAGCAAAUCUAAUAGAGCUGAAGUUGUAAUAAAUGGCUCCUCAUCGCCAGCUGUUGUUGACAGAAGUAAUGAAAGCAUUAAGCACAACAUCCAGCCAGCCUCGGCCAAGUGGAAGCACAACGAGACGCUCUCGCUGAGGAUCAGGAAGCAAAUCUUAAAGUUCUUGGAUGCUGAAAAGGACAUUUCUGUCCUCAAGGGGACCCUGAAGCCUGGAGACAUUAUUCAUUACAUCUUCGACCGAGACAGCACGAUGAACGUGUCGCAGAACCUCUACGAGCUCCUCCCCAGAACCUCUCCGCUGAAGAACAAGCACUUCCGGACUUGUGCCAUUGUGGGCAACUCUGGGGUCUUGCUGAACAGCGGCUGCGGCCAGGAGAUUGACACACACAGCUUUGUCAUAAGGUGCAACCUGGCCCCAGUGCAGGAGUAUGCCCGGGAUGUGGGGCUCAAGACAGACCUGGUGACCAUGAACCCCUCCGUCAUCCAGCGGGCCUUCGAGGACUUGGUCAACGCCACGUGGCGGGAGAAGCUACUGCAGCGGCUGCACAGCCUCAAUGGCAGCAUCCUGUGGAUCCCCGCCUUCAUGGCCAGGGGCGGCAAGGAGCGCGUUGAGUGGGUCAACGAGCUCAUCCUGAAGCACCGCGUCAACGUGCGUACUGCAUACCCCUCUCUGCGCCUGCUGCACGCCGUCCGCGGUUACUGGCUGACCAACAAAGUCCACAUCAAAAGACCCACGACUGGCCUCUUGAUGUAUACCCUAGCCACACGUUUCUGCAACCAGAUCUACCUCUAUGGCUUCUGGCCCUUCCCGUUGGAUCAGAACCAGAACCCCGUCAAGUACCACUAUUAUGACAGCCUCAAGUAUGGCUAUACCUCCCAGGCCAGCCCCCACACCAUGCCCUUGGAGUUCAAGGCCCUCAAAAGCCUGCAUGAGCAGGGGGCUUUGAAACUGACUGUGGGCCAGUGUGAUGGGGCCACGUAAGGUGGGCGGCCCGUGGGACUCAGUGGCUCACAUUUCCUGCCAGCUACACCACAGGCGGAUGGGAGUCGGGGUGGCACAAACUAUAGAACAAGCAGGCUAGUGGUUUUCUUUGUUCAAGUGUAAAACAGUGACCAGAAUAUAUAUAUCUAUACCUGCAUA